Andrographis paniculata is the source of this 1223-nucleotide messenger RNA. RefSeq lists its product as uncharacterized. The record is from RefSeq and is a predicted model, not a curated record. The coding region runs from base 93 to 1121 and encodes 342 amino acids. Lineage: Eukaryota; Viridiplantae; Streptophyta; Magnoliopsida; Lamiales; Acanthaceae. The transcript has 6 exons.
UUUCACUUCACCUUCAAAUAACCUCCACAUAUCAUGGGAAUGCCAAACACUUAUUCCUCCUGAGUAAAGAUCUGCAGCAGCAAAAAACCAUCAUGGAUAGCUUGAUUAAGAAAACAUGGGCAAGAUAUUCUAGCACAAGACAGGACAAACAAGAUGAUACCAGAGACCAGGCGACGCAACCUCAAAGAACAGUGUCUGUCAAAGAGAAGAGGAGAGGCCCGAGCUGGAUGAGAAGACAGUUGUCUAGACAGAUGAGUUGGGAUUAUGAUUUCAGCAGCACUGAGUACCCGACUGCAGUUGCUGCAGCAGCUUAUGCUGUUCAAUCACUUGAAGAAUCGAAUUCAGACAAGUUGAAUAAGAUGAACAGCAAGAUUGACGAUGCCAAAGAUCCACCUGAACGUCUAAAAAGUGCGCUAAAGUCUUCCGAUGAAGCUUCAAGAUCAAGUUUUAAAGAUCGGGAUGACAAAAAGAAGCCAGAAAAGGCAUCGUCAAUGAAGAAGAGAAUAAGUUUUGCAGAUACUGAUGAAACUACAGGAAAUAAAUCUAUAGGGUCAGGAAUCAGGGAACCCGAAAGAGCACCACCAUCCAUGACAAGGCCACCAUCUUUUGCAGGGCCAACAGUCCAGAAGGUACCCAAGCAUGAGCCUUCCAUGGAAAGACAUCCAUCACAUGUAGAUAAGCCAUUAAGAAUCACAGACAGCAAUAUAAGAGAUACUACUACCCCUCCUCACCCCAAAAUCACAACACAACCUGUCGAGACAAAAAGGCCUCCUGGUGCAAAACCCGGUCCUUCUGAUGCUAAGGCAGAUGCCUGGGAGAAAGAAGAGCUAGCAAGCAUUAAGGAACGGUAUGAGAAGCUGAGGGCCACCAUUGAUGAGUGGGAGACCAAAAAGAGGAAAAAGGCGAAGCUCAAAAUAGGAAGAAUAGAGGCUGAAUUAGAUAAGAGAAGAGCAAAAGCAGAAAAAAACUACCGCAGUGAGAUCACGAGAAUAGAAGCCAUAGCAGGAGGAGCGCGGGCACAAGCGGAGGAGAACCGCCGGAAAGAGGAGCUCAAAGCGCAAGAGAAGGCUAGCAAAAUCAGAUUAACAGGAAAACUACCAGCAACUUGCCUAUGCUUCUAAUCUUCAUCUACCAUUAAUUGGAUUGGAAUUUGGAUCUACUGUGAAAAUUGUAAAUGCUUAUUUGAGCUCCUGACAAUGCUGUGAUUAACUUUGAACGCUAAA